UCUAAAAGAAAGUUAGAGAGAGAGAGAGAGAGGGGAGGGGGUGGACAGAGUUAGAGAGAGAGAGAAAGAGGGACAAAGCAAAAGAAGAGUAAGAGAUUUCUCCUCUGAAAAAGAGAAGCUCCUUAGAGCACUGUGUAUUGGAGAACAAAGAGGAAGAAAACCCUGUUUUUGAGCUCUAUAAUGGCGGAUCCUUUGUUUUACUGUGAGGAAACGGAGCGUGGUUUGAGUUUUGAUGGAGGUAGUCUGUAGUAGUCAUUUCGUUUCUGAUCCUCCAUUUCAAGGUCACAGGAUUUGUUUAGGUGAAGGCAACGCUGAAAACACGUUAGUAUAUAUCUGCAAUUUGCUUCUUGUAGCGUAUGGCUUCUGUGGGAUUACCUCCUGCAUCAGCAGUAAGGAAAUCCAAUGGCAGUGCUAUAGGUGUGGAUAAACUCCCAGAAGAAAUAAAUGAGAUGAAGAUUAAGGAUGAUAAGGAGAUGGAAGCCAAUGUCGUGGAUGGGAAUGGCACAGAGACGGGGCAAAUUAUUGUAACCACAAUUGGUGGUAGGAAUGGUCAGCCUAAGCAGAACAUAAGUUAUAUGGCAGAGCGUGUGGUUGGACAUGGAUCUUUCGGGAUUGUGUUUCAGGCCAAGUGUCUAGAAACUGGAGAAACAGUGGCUAUUAAGAAGGUGUUGCAGGAUAAGCGAUACAAGAACCGUGAGCUGCAAACAAUGCGCCUUCUAGAUCAUCCAAACAUUGUGUCUCUCAAGCAUUGCUUCUUUUCUACAACUGAUAAGGAUGAGCUAUACCUUAACUUGGUCAUGGAAUAUGUUCCAGAGACUGUCUACCGUGUGGCGAAACACUAUAGCAGGAUGAAUCAGCGGAUGCCUUUUAUUUAUGUUAAGCUAUACACAUAUCAGAUUUGUAGGGCAUUGGCUUAUAUUCAUGGGGGAAUUGGGGUGUGCCACAGAGACAUCAAACCCCAGAAUCUACUGGUCAAUCCUCAUACUCACCAGCUUAAACUAUGUGAUUUUGGAAGUGCGAAAGUUCUAGUGAAAGGUGAACCGAAUAUAUCAUACAUUUGUUCACGCUAUUAUAGAGCUCCUGAGCUCAUAUUUGGGGCAACUGAGUACACAACGGCAAUUGACAUGUGGUCUGUCGGAUGUGUUCUUGCCGAACUGCUUCUUGGAUCGCCUCUUUUCCCUGGCGAGAGUGGAGUAGAUCAGCUUGUAGAGAUCAUCAAGGUUCUUGGGACCCCUACACGUGAAGAAAUCAAAUGCAUGAAUCCAAACUACACUGAAUUCAAAUUUCCACAGAUCAAAGCUCACCCAUGGCAUAAGAUAUUCCACAAACGUAUGCCUCCAGAAGCUGUUGAUCUUGUCUCAAGGCUUCUUCAAUAUUCACCAAAUCUGCGCUGCACUGCUCUGGAUGCAUGUGUGCACCCUUUUUUUGAUGAGUUGCGUGAUGCUAAUGCUCGUCUUCCUAAUGGGAGGCCCUUACCCCCACUCUUCAAUUUCAAACCCCAAGAGCUGAAAGGUGCAUCACUGGAGGUCUUGGCAAAGCUGAUCCCUGAGCACUCACGAAAGCAGUGCCCGUUCCUUGGCAUCUAAAGGGUCACUGUGGGUGUGUCCCGCAAAACUUGUAAGUGUAUAAUUAUUUGUUCUGUUUUAGUUGGGAAUGGAAUGACAGUCAGGAUGAUGGUGGUUGUGGGGAUCGGUGUUGUAGAUUUGUGUUUGUGAUCCACGCCAUCUUAAAAUCUCAUAUUCAACUGGGUAAUGGAAAGGGAAUGUGCCAGUGGGCGGGAUGCUGACCUUCCUUUUUGUAGUUCGGUUGUGGAUUGAUAUUUUCUUUUAUAUUAUAUUCUCUCAAUUGU
Messenger RNA from Amborella trichopoda, 1849 nucleotides. It is a transcript of the gene SK13, whose product is annotated as shaggy-like kinase 13. Gene Ontology annotation, biological process: cell differentiation; peptidyl-threonine phosphorylation; signal transduction. Gene Ontology annotation, molecular function: protein serine/threonine kinase activity; ATP binding. Lineage: Eukaryota; Viridiplantae; Streptophyta; Magnoliopsida; Amborellales; Amborellaceae. Gene Ontology annotation, cellular component: cytoplasm; nucleus. The record is from RefSeq and is a predicted model, not a curated record.